UUCGCGGCGAGAGGCCCGCACUCCGCAGAGUCGUGCGUUGCGUUCGGUUCGCGUCAACAUCAGCUGUUGUUUCGCUCUCCCGUGAAAUGACAGUUUCGUGGAGGUUCACGAUGUGGAAAUCGUUUUCGUGAGGGUGUUUCGUGUUCCGUGCCGGUGAGCCAAAUCCGAUUCGUAUCCGGAAAAGAUGAACGGGAGCCUGGGAAUAAUGCGCGGACCCGAGCAACAUCCACAGAGGUUCGCGGAUUAUUUUGUCAUAUGCGGACUGGACAAAGAUUCGGGCCUGGAGCCAGACAAAUAUUUCGGGGACUCGUUGCAAUGCACACCUCUGGAUCGGGCGUAUAAGAGUAAAGUGCUUGGACACCAUCCGGACUCUGUACCAUGGAACCUCUUCGACGAGCAUGCUGUUUGCAUGCUUUGCCUGCCGAGCGGCCUGAGAUUCCGAACCCAGAAGCACUCCGUGGAGCCGAUGUUCCACUCGUUCGUGCUCACCAAGGAGGACGGGCACCGAACCUACGGGUUCAGCCUUGUUUUCUACGAGGAGUGCCGGAACCGGAAAAUAUGCGCCGCUAUGCAAACCCUGCAAGCGAUGCAUAUCACGGAACUGAGCAGCGGCCAAAACGGUACACCGCCGACGGUAAGAAAAGGGCAGGACGGUCACAACACCCGCUCGCUGCCACGGCACUUCAAGCUAUCAGCGCACUCGCCGAGCGCAGCGUUAGGCUACUAUGACUCUACCAAAGACAAGUUGCUAGUGACUAAAUCGAUAUCCUUGCUAUGCCAGCAGCCUUACCUUCACGCGGCGAAAACGUUCCUUACUAAUCUCUACAAAUGUGUUCCUAGACACCCAGGACCCGGUCUUAGCUUAGAGUCCUACGUGUACAAUCUCCUUUACAAUGUGCCCGUACCAUUGUCAGGGAAGUCGCUUAAAUUCUUCGUUCCAAACGACGAGCCAGCGAAACCACCAUUGGAACUGGUGAUACAUCAGCCGACACCAUUGCAGGAGCUACCGAUGCUGGAUUAUCCUUUAAAGGACGUAUUCACGUGGCUCGGCGCGGACUGUGUCAUCCAAUUGUUCACCUGUGUCCUAUUGGAGAACCAAGUGUUGCUUAGGAGCUCGGACUUCCACAAGCUGAUGGUGGUAUCCGAGUGUAUAACGGCGCUCCUGUUCCCAUUUUCCUGGCAGCAUGUCUAUGUGCCCAUCUUACCCGCCAGUUUGCAUCAUUUCUUGGACGCGCCGGUGCCGUUCAUAAUGGGUUUGCACAUUCAGAACGAGGGCGGUGUGCUGAAAAUUGCUAGCGAAGCAAACCUUUGUUAUGUAGAUAUAGAUAAACAAAGUAGCCAAUUCCCGGAGGAACUACCUGUAUUUCCCCACAAAAUGCAAUUCAUUGCCGAGAUUAGAGCUCUUCUAAACAAGUACAAAGUACCAUACUCAGGAAAGACUGACAACAUGGCCAUGAAUCAUCACAAUGGCGACAUCAUGACUAGUAGUUUGACGCUUCCUGGUUCUGGGUUCCAUCUUCCUCGUAGAAAACACUCGUUACAUGAUGUCCUCGAUUGGGAUAAACCUGAGCCAACACCACAAUCUGAUACUUUACAGAAAAUAGUCGAUAUUGUUAAGCGAACAGGAGUGAACGUGGAUGAUAUUGAAUCGAUUGAAGACAAUGUGAAAGAGAGGGUACUAACACCGCAAGAGGAGUAUCAAGAGACGCUUAUGUUUAAUAAUGCCAUUAGGGAAAUCUUUUUGAAUCGUUUUGUACAGAUUUUUUCUAGUUAUGAACAUUUUGUUAUCCAACCAAGCCAGGACAAAGACGAAUGGUUGAAUAAUAGAGACAGUAUGCACGUUUUUGAUAAGGCCACAUUUUUAUCUGACCAGCCCACACAACAUUUACCAUUCCUGUCUAGAUUUCUAGAGACGCAAAUGUUCGCGUCGCUGGUAGACAGUAAAGUUAUGUCAACGUGGAGCGAACUUGAUUUCAACAUACGAGUCUUUGAUCAAAGAAUUUCUCUCCUAAGGAAAAAGGUUGGGGAGGCCAUCGUUAGAUCAACACGUUACGAACCCUGCAAGAGCGUAGAAGAAUCACAGAAGGUGUUGGAGCAGAGGUUGACGAAUGUGGACUUCGAAACAAACCCACCGACCGAAAUUCUUCCUCACAGAGCAGCGUAUUUCCGAAGUUUUCCUCUAUUAGACAGUGUUGCGUUGAAUAAGGAACCAGCUCAAAGCAUACUUCGCAGUCGGAGGGGACAGACUCAAUGGAAGUAUAAAAUGAAAUCCAUGGAAGCAAAUGGCAAACCACCUGCCCCGCAAGAGACGCAGUCACCAAGGCCACAGACUAAGUUCUCUGCAGACAUAAGUCCAGCACUGAUAGCGCAAGCAAAUUGGACUUUCGUUGAAAAAUUGCUCAAGGAUUGUAAAUCGAAGACAAAAAGAAUGUUAGUUGAGAAAAUGGGUUCUGAAGCUGUCGCAUUAGGUCAUGGAGGAGAGUCGUUGUUCGAUGUAGAGGAGAAUACUUUGGUUGCUAGUCUUUGUGAUCUUUUGGAACGAGUUUGGAGCCACGGAUUGCAAAAUAAACAAGGCAAAAGUGCUCUUUGGUCGCACCUCACCAUGUACCAAGAACUGGAAGAGUGUAACGAAGCUGCUAAAACCAUAGAUCCUAAUUUCCUCUCUCCUGCGCUAGCGUGGUGCGUGCUACGGAAACGACUCGAUUCCAAGAAACCUUCGAAUAAGUUUUUCGGAUUACCGGACCGUUUAAUUUCAUCAUUUAAGAGCAGAAAUAUUUUUGAGAUUGCUUCUUAUGUCAAGGAGAACUUCAAUGAUUUGUCGAAUUUGGCAUUGGAAACGGACGUCUCGCCAACGCGCGGGGCAGACAAACACAAAUCCCCUGGAGACAGAAAGAUUGGUCCAGAGCAUCUGAGACCUCUACCAGACUCUUUGCUCUUUGAUAUCAGAAAUGUCCAAGCCAUGACAGACAUCAAGACGCACAUUGGAUACGCUAGAGCGUGGGUUCGGUUAGCGUUGGAAAAGAAACUUCUCUCUCGUCAUUUGAAGACAUUAUUAUCCAACAAUACAUUGUUAAGAAAUCAAUAUAAACGUUCAGCGUUCCUGCGUUGCGAAGAGGAGAAAGAACAAUUCUUGUAUCAUCUCUUGACGCUAAAUGCAGUCGACUAUUUUUGCUUCACUAAUAACUAUCCAACAACUAAAUUGCCAUAUAGGGUUGUUAUAUUUCCUAGUCGUAAAGCAAGUGCAGCUACCACUUCCGCAAACAGCUGGAUCGCUAUCUCAGGAAGUCUAUGCGAAACGAAUCCGGUUCCUAUACCUAAAGGAGCACUAGAAUUUGUAUUUCAUCAUAAAAAUUUGGGUGUGCUCUCAACGCUACGCAUAGGACACGACAACACAGGCCUUUCCCCUAAAUGGAUGGUAGAGCAUGUUGUGGUGAGAAACGAGGUCACAGGACAUACGUUCAAAUUUCCUUGCGGUAGGUGGCUUGGCAGAGGCAUCGACGAUGGUUCCACCGAGAGAUUGUUAGUAGGGGCUUUGGUACCUCACAGUAUCGAUAGCGAGGAAUUAGUUGAAUCAUGUUCAACACCGCCGAGAUGUAGGUCACCUAGUAUUCCCAGGCGCCCAAUAUUAUCUCAAGUUGAGUUGCAGCAUAUGCUAGGAGAAGCUGUGAAUGCAAUCGUUAAAUUCCACUACAGGAGAGAUUGCCAAGAAGGAUCCUUGACAGCCUUGCUCUGUGGUGAAGGCGGUCUUGUCCCAUCGCUAGAACAAAUAUUUUUAUUUGGCUUUAAAAACCAGAGGAUAUUCGGUAGAAACUUUUACGUUUGGGACUACCUUUUGCGCAUAAAAGAAAAUUUUGAAAUUUCACUGCUGGAGGAGAUGGACGAAUAUUCACAACGAUUGAAUAGGGAUAGGCGAGCCGCGCAUGUAGAGAGUAAUCAAAGGUUUGCAACGUUAAGAUGUUAUUGUCACCUCAUCGAUCAGAUUAAUAUGUUUAGUCAGACCCUGGGUAAAGAUGGAAAGUUUCAGCUGUUCAUCUGUUUGGCAGCCAGGGAGCAGCUUCUUCAUGUGAUGUUGCGGCCAAUGAGUGAAGCUCGUUCUACCGCAGACAUGUACGAAGAGAAUUCAUUUUUGCGGAAUCGUACGUUAUUAAAUUUCCUCAUUCAUAUUCUUGAACCAUUAUGCGAGUUCCAUAUUGUCCUUGAGAAGAGUCUGACUCACGGAAUUUCUAGUAUAUGUUAACUCGCAAGAAGACAUUCCGUUUGAUUAGGGAUGUGUUUCUUCUAAGCAGCACAAUUUUACAAAUUCUAAAUAAUAAAAAACGAAGAAAGAAUGAGAGUUAUAUCGGAGAAAUGGGAAAGUUUCUAAACCUAUUAUUAAGGAACUAAAGAGGAAUUUAAUAACACAAAUGAAGACUGUUGCAGAACUGUAAAAUAGUCGUUUUUAGAUGACAAAUCAUUUGACAAAAAAUUAAUACGUGAGUGACAAUGAAAAUGAAUAGAUAAUGAAUCAUAGAACUUGCUUUAUUUCAAAAAAGGAAUGAUGACUAUUAGGAUGAAAAUACAACGUAAAGAUGAAUUUAAUUCGGCCCAUCUUGCCGUAGGUAUUCAUGUGAAGCAAAUAGAGUUGAAACCGACGAAUCGUGUACCAAAGAUGUGAUCCUAUUAGUUACUAAUAUUAGUAUUAUUAAUAUCGUCCUUAUUAUUAAGUCCUUAGAUUUUUUUUUACAGUCUUUUAGUAAGCAGACACUUAAGGAAAGCGCAAACAACGUAUACAGCAAUGAUCGUAAAGAUGAAUGGAGAAAACAAAUGGUUUUAACGCGAAUUAUCGUUGAUUAUUUGACUUCGAACGAUGCAAAGAAAAAUAGGGUUUUCUUCCAAAAAAUAGAUUAGUGAAGAAUUGCGUUACUCUCGAAUCUCUUUCAUGCAUUAUGAUAACGUUCCCGAAUUUCAAUACGUUGUUUACCCACAUGUAUGAACAAAUGCUUAAAAUGUUGCGUGAUACUCCUUUUAACAAAAUUGUAUGUAAAUAGUCUGGAGAUUUUUAUUUUUAUUAGUCGAAAACUAUUUAAUGUCUUUUAAGUUGUAAGUGUAACUAGAAUCAGCGUAUAGUAACCGGUUCUCGUAGUCUCUCUUCAAUUCAGUCAUUUCCCGCAUUUAAUACUUCUUUUCUUCGCGAGAUUGGAUGACCGACCGGUGUUUUAUAGUUCGUUACAAAAGAAACCAAAAAACGAUGAUAUUGUAUCGCAAGAAACAUUUGAAUGUGUUUUACAAAAAUGGACCAAAUAACGUUAAUCAUUUAUUACAACUUCUGAAGCGCGGUCGUUCGUUUUUAACGUGCAGGGUACAUGGUACUGGUCCCAAAUGUCCUUUAAAGUUUUAAGAUACUUGGAUUGUCUGGAAUAGUUAUCAGAGUACAGUUUUACAGCUGACAUUUCACGUUCAAUAACUCAUCUCGUAGGUAGAAAUCAUUCUGUCAUUAUUAACCCUUUUGUUAUUGCUCGUCCCUUGUAUGGCUAUGUACGAAUGUAAUAUUUAGUUUCAUCUUCCACCUUGUCAUUUUUCAUAUUUUUUUUGAAAAAUGAAAUAGUUAACGUCUUAACAGUGAAAGGCAUUUGUUUGCUCUUUUAUAUUUACAUUCAGUAAGAUAAUUAUAUUAGAUAUCUACAAUGUUACACUUAUAUUUUUAUUUGCAUUCGUACAAGGCCAAUGUGUAUAUUUAUUAUACUCAUGUUGCUAACAAAUACUCCUUCAAAAGUCGCAUGAAUUUGUGAACGUAAACCUUAAGUCUUAAUUUCUGUUAACACAUUGCUUUGCAAGUAGAAGUGUUUUCCAGUUUCUUCUUUCGAUAUAAUGUAUCAUGCAUACGUUUUAUUAUUCGUAGAAAUGGUGCACAUAUGCUCCCAUAUGCUAAACUACAUUUUACUAACUUCUACACAUGUGUUUUAUAUUCCAAGUAAACUAAAUUCCCUCGAAAACUCGUAAAUAGAAAGCAAUGUGUUAACAUAUGAAGAAAAAAAAUGAGAAAAGGGAAAGGAGCGUAGAUUUGCUUGGUUUACUAUUAACUGUUCCAUAAGCGUUAGGUUUACAAUAAAAAUGCAAUUGUUGAAGAAUUGCGCUGCUACGUAAUAAUAGCAAAAGUAAUAAUACUCAUACAAUGAUCUGGUUGAGUUCCUUCUUUCUGAAUUUUAAGUGUGAAUGUAUGUUUAAUUGUUUUAAUGGCUACUGUCUUUGCGAUUGAAAGAAAACAAUGCGGAAAAUGUUAUUUUAUUUGAUCGUAAAAUGUGUACUGUGAUCUGUGAUCGUUCUAGACCGAAAAGUCAUGCACGUUAUGCACUGCAUUUAACUGUUUUGUUUUACACGCGUGCAACGUGUUGACAUGUUUUCUAAUCAUUUCGUUUUUUAUUUUUAUUCAACAAAGUGAAAUAAUUACUACUAUUUUUCCGUAUGUUUCCAUAAUAAAAGGGGUACUUUUUUGUGGAAUGAUAAAUACUAGAUACCAUUAAUAAGUUUCUGACACCAAAAAAACAUUAACUUGUUUCUUUUUGAAAUUGAAUAAUAAUUACUAAAAAAGAUUGAUAUAAGAGCAUGAAAGAAAACUAUAACAAUUGAAUAUUUUUACAAAACAUUCACGUGCACUGACUUAUAAUACUCAAUUGGAGAUAAGUUUAUUUAUAGAUUCUGAUUAGUUUUCAAAACAUAAAUAUCUGAUCAUCAUCUAUGUUCAAUCGUUCCUCAUUAAGAAACCGUUACUCUACGUAAUUUGUAUAUAAGUGAGAAAUUACAAAGCUUGAUGUACCGUAUCGAAUCUUUUACAAAACGACCGUCAUAUAACAGAAUUGUAUAUACAAAUGGCAAAACAAGAUACAACAUUGUACAGUAGAAUAAAAGUUUAAAACCAAAAUUGUAA
This is a messenger RNA of Megalopta genalis, 6904 nucleotides long. The record is from RefSeq and is a predicted model, not a curated record. NCBI's taxonomy places the organism in Eukaryota, Metazoa, Arthropoda, Insecta, Hymenoptera, Halictidae.